Nicotiana attenuata is the source of this 745-nucleotide messenger RNA. RefSeq names its product rho GTPase-activating protein 6-like. The record is from RefSeq and is a predicted model, not a curated record. The coding region runs from base 142 to 696 and encodes 184 amino acids. The transcript has 8 exons. Lineage: Eukaryota; Viridiplantae; Streptophyta; Magnoliopsida; Solanales; Solanaceae.
CUCCAAAUGCGACGUCGUUGUCACUUCCACUUCCCCUCAUUUACACACCCAAAAAGAAAAGGCCAAAUUAAAUAUUUUAAAUUCAAAGCAAGAUAAUUUGUGUUGUUGAUAGCGAAUGCGAACCUUAUUCACGCCGAGACCAUGACUACUCAAAAUGCUGACGCUCCCCAGGUAGAAGUGGGUAGUCAGCCGCCUGCACCACCUGCGGCGAAUGACCAAGCACAGUUGCAUUCUGGGAAUAAGGUUUACAAGAGUGGCCCUCUAUUUUUAUCAUCAAAAGGAAUUGGUUGGACAUCAUGGAAGAAGAGGUGGUUCACUCUAACAGAAAACUCGCUGGUCUUUUAUAGAAGUGAUCCAAAUGCUGCUCCGCAAAAGGGAGGCGAAGUGAAUUUAACCCUUGGAGGUAUUGAUCUCAACAAUUCAGGCAGCGUGGUUGUCAAAGAAGAUAAAAAGCUGUUGACUGUGCUCUUUCCUGAUGGCCGUGAUGGACGAUCUGUCACACUUAAGGCUGAAACACUAGAGGAUUUGCUUGAGUGGAAAGCAGCACUUGAGGAGGCUUUGGCAAGUGCACCAAAUGCUGAUCCUGUAACUACCCAAAAUGGAGUAUCUAGGAAUGAUCAGGGCAAUGCAGUUGACCAUUCAUCAGAGCAGUGUAAGCUUCUCAUUGAUAUGGUUAUAAAUGAUGUGAACCUUUGACGUAUAUCUGUCAGUUAUAAGAACAAAUUGUGGGGAAAAUCUGCCUAUU